Bicyclus anynana (squinting bush brown) is the source of this 8678-nucleotide messenger RNA. RefSeq names its product cell cycle control protein 50A (gene CDC50). Gene Ontology annotation, cellular component: endoplasmic reticulum; Golgi apparatus; plasma membrane. The transcript is spliced from 9 exons. The coding region runs from base 128 to 1195 and encodes 355 amino acids. Lineage: Eukaryota; Metazoa; Arthropoda; Insecta; Lepidoptera; Nymphalidae. The record is from RefSeq and is a predicted model, not a curated record.
UUUGGUGUGGAGUUUCAGUUUUUGGUCAUCGAUAAUUCGAUAGUUUUGUGUUUUGCUAAUUUUUAUUUGAAAAAGUGAUACCCAAGAGAUAACUAAACUCGAUCUACUUGGUAUACGGGACACAAUAAUGGCGACUUCAAGCGAUACUUCGGAUCAGAACGUAAAGUCCCGACGUCCUGCAGAGUCUGCUUUCAAACAGCAACGAUUGCCUGCAUGGCAGCCUAUCCUGACUGCUGGCACAGUCUUGCCGACGUUUUUUGUGAUUGGUAUUGCAUUUAUACCUGUGGGCAUCGGUCUACUUUACUUCUCUGAUGAGGUAAAGGAACACGUAAUAGAUUAUACAUACUGUAUGAAGGAAGAUGAGAACAUCACUUGUGCUGAAUACAUCAGAAAAAAUGAUAUGAACCCUUGCAAAUGUCAAAUUGAAUUCAACUUGACAGAGGACUUUAAAGGCGAUGUCUACUUUUAUUACGGACUUGCCAACUACUACCAGAAUCAUCGUAGAUAUGUCAAAUCUAGGGAUGACAAUCAGCUUCUUGGACGUCUCCACCCGAAUCCUUCAGGGGAUUGUGAACCAUUUGCAUAUGAUAAUGGUGUUCCCAUAGCGCCUUGUGGAGCUAUAGCCAACUCCUUGUUCAAUGAUACAUUAUCUGUGAUGUCGAGGGAAAUGAAUAUGGACGUGCCAGUGCUAAAGACAGGUAUUGCCUGGACUUCUGAUAAAAAAAUCAAGUUUGGAAAUCCCAGUGGAGAUCUGAAGACUGAGUUUGCAAACUUCACCAAACCUAUAAAUUGGCGUCGUCAUGUUUGGGAAUUGGAUCUGAAUGACACGGAAAACAAUGGUUUUAUGAACGAAGACUUAAUAGUUUGGAUGCGAACAGCGGCUCUACCGACAUUCCGCAAGUUGUACCGAAGGGUGGACCACAAACAGCGUGGGUUCAUCUCUGGACUCGUCAAAGGACCGUACGUGCUUCGGAUCGAUUAUAAUUACCCGGUGAUUGAUUUCGACGGUAAGAAGUCGUUCGUCAUAUCGACUACGUCGCUGCUGGGCGGCAAGAACCCGUUCCUGGGCGUUGCCUAUGUCGUGGUGGGCACGCUCUGCCUGCUGCUGGGCAUCGUGCUGCUCGUCAUACACGUGCGCUGCUCUAAAAGCACCACAGAGAUGAUCAACGUUAACCCUCGCACGCCAUAUUCUUAAGCAGGUCCCAAGAUGAAGAGAAGUAUGUCAGUUUGAAGGAAAAGUGAGCUGGUUAAGGUUUGAAGGAAAAGUGAGCAAUUGGGCCGGUUCCACCACUUUCUGUUAAAUGACAGAUAGUCUAAACGUAAGUUUGGUCACUUUCAUACUUUAUGUCAAAUGACAGAUAUAAUUUGUGAAUAAGUUAUCUGACACUUAUCAGAAGGUAGUGAAACUGGUGGUGGAACGCCUUUUCUCUUACGAGCAAGAAUUGCAAAAUAUGUAAUAUAAACAUUCUUUAAAAACUAUCUUUAUAAUGCCUUUAUAGUCAUGACAGAUUUUUUAGCUUAGAAAUUUUGCAAUUUUUAUGUUUAUUAAAAUAAUUUAAAGUUGGUGGCAUCAAUAUUGUUAAUUAUGUUAAAAUAAUUACGUCAUGUUGUUUAAAUCACAUCACAUUUUUUUGGAUGAUUUAUAGAAUGGGUCAAUGACCAAGUGUGUCUUAUUCAAAAAGGCCAAUGUAGAGGUAAACAUUUUAUAUGGAAACUAGCGGAUCCAGUUAUGCAUCAAGCUUUACAGUCACGCAAGCAACCAAUCACAAGAAAGCUAUCGGCGACAGAGUUUCUAGCCGCUUAUAUGUAUAAAGGAAACCUGUUACAGUAACAAAACUUGAGUCCUUGGCUAAUAGUGAAAUAUAAAUCUAGAGUGGAAAGGUAACUAACCAAGCUACAAAAUGUUUCAUUUUAUAAGUCUUGGAUCGGUUUAACAUACUGAUAAGUGACGGUUAGUCCUAUGGUUAAGCUAUCUGACACUUAACAAAAGGCCGUGGAACCAGUCCUUAUAUUUUUUUCGCUAAUUUUUUUGGCUAUUCAGUACAAACUUUCGCUGGACCUUACCACUUAAACACAUAAAAUGUUACUGAUAAAGUAGUAUUUUUUAUAUAAUUAACAUAACAUGAUGUAUGUAAUUGAUUGUACAACAAUUUUGUUAAUUUCCUCCCUAUUUUUAUAGCUUAGCUAACUAAAGCUUAGUUAAAACUAUAACAAUGGGGAAAGCCCCGGUGGUCAUUAAAAUAAACAGCAUACGUAGACUGCUAUACAUAUUAUGGGUAUAGCUUGGCAAAUACAUUGGCGUUCGUAACACUCCCGAUGGUCCGCGGGGGGUAGUGAUGACAGAUAAUACCACAACUGAUGCUCAAUACUUCUAGCCUCUGCCCCGAGCGCACGAUUUCACACCCGCGCAGUCCUUCCCUCCCCAUCGCCCGCAUAUCAUGGGAGUGUCAUCAACGAACUUGCCUUGCUAUAGAUGGCUAUUUUCAAUUCCAUACAAGUUUAAUUUUAGUUUUACGAUAUCGGGAAUUAAACUAGCACAACACUGGCCUUAACUUUAAUUCUGUCUGUAGAAAAAAAAAUGUAGUGUUUUUAUUUUUAGACGACCUAUUAUUACACUUUAGAUAUUUGUAAUUCAUAAGUAUUGAUAAUGCACUCUUUUUCGAUUCGUAAAUAUUUUCUUUUCAAAUAUCAUAAGGAAUGUAUAUGUACGAGUAAAUCCUAAUUACUAGAAGUUGUUUCCAAUGACUUCCCCUUUGUAUGUUAUCUUAACAUAUCUGUGAAAUAUAUAAUGUAUAUAUACUUAAUCAAGACGUUUCUUGGUUUUCUAGACAUGUUGAACUUUAUUUCACAAUAAAUCAAUAAUACUAAGCCUCAACUUCAUCCAACUCACACUAUAAGAUAUAAUAAGAAUAUAAGGUCAUUGCACUGUUAUCGCGCUCACUCAGCAGGCAAAAGGCAGGAGCUUACCGCAAUACUGAAAUUAGUUUUGAAUCAAAAUUUAUAAAUAUAAAUUUUACAAAUUUAUAAAUAUAAAAUUUACAAAUUUAUAAAUAUAAAAUUUACAAAUUUAUAAAUAUAAAUUUUACAAAUUUAUAAAUAUAAAAUUUACAAAUUUAUAAAUGUAAAAUUUACAAAUUUAUAAAUAUAAAUUUUACAAAUUUAUAAAUAUAAAUUUUACAAAUUUAUAAAUAUAAAUUUUACAAAUUUAUAAAUAUAAAUUUUACAAAUUUAUAAAUAUAAAUUUUCGAAAGGUGUAAAUUAAACUGAGCGCGCCGAGUUUUCUAUAAAACAUGAUGCCAGUAGACGUCCGGGAGAUACUGUGUUAGUCCAUAACAUCAAACCAGUAGGGCUUAAAAUGAGUAUGUUUUAGUCCCUACAUACACAUAAAAGCUUAAAAUGAGUAUGUUUUAGUCCCUACAUACAUGUAAAAGCUUAAAAUGAGUCUGCUUUAGUCAUUACAUACAUAUAAAGGCUUAAAAUUAGUAUGUUUUAGUCCCUACAUACAUAUAAAGGCUUAAAAUGAGUGUUUUAGUCCCUUCAUACAUAUGAAGGCUUAAAAUUAGUCUGCUUUAGUCCCUACAUACAUAGUAAAUAAAGUUUUAAAAUGAGUCUGCUUUGUCCCUAUAUACAUAUAAAAGCUUAAAAUGAUCCUGUUUUAGUCCCUACAUACAUUUAAAGGCUUAAAAUGACUCUGUUUUUGUCCCUACAUACAUAUAAAAGCUUAAAAUGACUCUGUUUUAGUCCCUACAUACAUUAAAAAGGCUUAAAAUUAUCCUGCUUUAGUCCCUAGUACUUAGCGUGUUGUUUAAUUUUCGACUUUAUUUCAACACCAUCAAUGUUUAUAAUCAUUUGAAAGUAACUCGCUGCGUCGCUGAGUAUCGCUAGGUGAGUGCCUAUACUGAGAAGGCUAAAAGUCUUCUUUAAUAUUAUUUUUAAUAAGUAUUGUGAUAUGUUUGUUUGACGAUUUAUAUGUUAAUGUUAAUUAAUUUUAUAGUAGAAUAUUAUGUAUAAAUAAUAAUAAAUGUAUUUUUUGUUACCUUAGUUUCAAUUUCUUGCGUUUUUAAACAAAUUAUAUGGCAUGGUAAUUAUUUGUAUCCAAGAUAUUUAUUAAUAUAAAAAAUAUUACAUUGUUAACAAAAAUUUAAAUUGAUACAGACAUUAAAAUAAAAUUAAAGUACCUAAGCCUACAAAUAUUUAAAUAAUAAAAUUAAUUUUAUGAAUUUUAAUUCACACUUACUUAAAUUCGAGAUUAGUAUUGCUUGUAAGUGCCUUUUAGAAAAGUAAAUUUAUUGUAUUAAACAUUUUGAUAUGUAUUUAUUUCAUUAUUAAUAUAGUAUUACUUAAGAUAAGUAUUAGAAAUAUUCACUAUUUAAUCAUUAAGAACUUGAUUACUUUAAGAAUGGAUUAGACAAUGCUGUCUCUGAAAUUAAUUAUAAUUGAACAAAAAUAGAUACUAUAUAUUAAAUAAAUAAGAUUACUUGAUAGUUCAGCAAUGGUGUAAUGAAUAUAAUUGUAACAAUUGAUAGUAAACUGACCUUUAGUUUCCUUUGCUAGUAGGUAUAAGUGAUCACAAAACGAGUAGCCUGAUUCAUUUAUGUAUCUUAUACAAAGAUUUUAUACUAAUAGAUAUGUCACUAGCGCGUUAAAACAGGCGGACAAAAGUGGCUAAUUGUCUUAAUUUCAUUUAGUCACAACGAAAGUUGUUUAAACAAAUAAUACCUAAAUAUUGUCUACAAUGUCGAGUUGUAUACAAAGUGGUGCCAGGAAUACGACCUUAAAUUAAUACACAAUCGCUAACAGUCAAUCAAAAUACGAUUAGGUGAUUAAAUUAAUUAUUGUAUAAUAAAUAAAAAAACUAAAUUUUCAAACAAAAUAAAUUCGGAAAUAAUCUAAAAAAUUCACAACAUCCUUUAUAAUAAUAUAAAACUAACCUCAAGUGACCUAUAGGUAAAAGCGGCAACAUCGCGUCUCCUAGUUUUUGGUUAUUUGGCGGUCCGUUUGUAGUGCGUAAAGUUCUUUCAUGCACUCGUAGGUACUUAUCUACAUAAGAAUAAUCACGCCGCGCCGGCGGGCGGGAGCGCCAAAAUUUAAUUAAUUUGUAUUUUGUACGCCGCACGAGACGAGUAGAUAUUGUUGUUAAAUGUUACUAAUCAAAACUCACACAUUUUAAACAUGAUAGGUAUAGGUAGGUACUCGUACGUAUUUACAGUACUUAGCUUAAUUUUUUAAAUGCUGGAAAUGUCCACCAUUGAUUAAAAUACACAUGUUACAACGUCGCGAGAUAUCGGUAUAAUACUCAGUAGCAGUAUCACCGAAAUGUGGCAUUAUGUUUCAAUACCAAAACACACUUCACAAUAAAAAAAACUACACAAAUCACAAGAAAUGUUUGAUUUGUAUAAAACAAUGCGCAAGGGUAGCAACUGGCUAUCAUACACUGAGUCACUAUUCAAAAGACGCCGCCCGCGCCGGGAACCAAAUCUAGCAAAAACACUAAAUGUAUUUCUAUCCUAUUCCCACUUAGUAAAUCUUCCAAACACCUACAGUUAGCUAAAAACAAAUGAUAUUGUAUGAAAGCCCUUAUAGGCCAGGAUCCGGUGAAUAUUUUAACAGUUGAUGACUGUCAAGUUAAUUUUCCGUGAGUAGCUUCGUCUUGAUGAGGCGCCCAACUUGUAAAUUUUCGAAAAUUAUUUAUUUUGGUAGCUAACAGAGUUACUAGAUAACAAAAAUGUCUGAGCAUAGGAACGAAAUAACUGACCACGCUAUUUGUAAGACAAUAUGGCUGAUAAGUUGUAUAACUAUUAAUUUAUACAACUUUUCAGCCAUAUUGUCCUUCAAAUUCAAUGUUAUUUAUGCCUCAUCAAGCUACUCACAUAAAAUUAACUUGGUAGUGAUCAACUGUAAAAAUGAUCCCCGGAUCCUGGACUAUUAGUGCCCAAUUGACAACGUCGCAAUUUUCGUUUGUUUACAUUAAAAAUAGGUACAAAAUUUGUGGUGCCGAAUAAUUAUUGUAGGUAAGUAUGGUAAAGAUAAUAAGAAUUUUUAUUCUUAUUUGUAUUAGGUCUAAAUUUCAAUAGGAUUUUUGUUUUUUGUAAGUUACCAAUAUUUUUUAAAACGCACAUUUUAAAUUGUUAUUUUGGUUUAUCAAGGUGAAUGACCUAGUGAAUUUUCGUGAGGUAUUUGUAAUACAUUUACAGCGUGUUCAAAAAUUGUUUAAGUGAAAAAAUUAUCCUGUGGCUAAACCACUGCAUAGAAAUUAAUAAAAAUUGGCGUGCAGACUACUUACACGAUACCCCAUAUGUGGUUGAAAUUAAGGUCGUAAUCGUUUCACCACUUUGUAUACAGGAAGAAAUUUUUUUUAGUGCGGAUAUUUUUAUAUUUUGUACAUAAACAAAAUUUAAUGAUCACGUAUUUUUUCUUUUUUUUUUUUAACUCAAAAAUAACAAAAUUAUCGUUAGCUAAAGUUAUUUACUUUUGAACAGAAUUUUAGGGUCACCCUAUUGUGCGUUUAUUUUAUUUUCGUUUGAUACCUAAAGGACGUCACCAGAUCACUUUUAAGCUGAAUAUAUCUUGUUUAGUAAUAAUAUGUACAUUAUUUUGUUAUUUUAGAGACAUAAAUUAAAAAAAAAAAUUACAUAAAAUGUAUCGAACUGUUUGUAGAUUUAUAUUCUAUUAAUGAUACAGAACCACGAAAAAAAAUAUCCGCACUAAAGACCGAAUCACCCUGUAUAGGAAGUGGAAAACUUAUACAGGGUGUUGUGGAGUAUUUAUCAUAACUUCAAGGUGUUGACAAGUCCACUUAUAGGAGCCGAACUGCAUAACUAAUAUUUUUUUAAUUAAAAAAUAUAUUUUUUUUAUGUAUUGACAAAUAAUUUCGACUGACCAUGUAACACACGCCUUUAUCUAUCCUUGCAUUUUAAAAUACGUAAAACUUGGCUACAUGAUAAUUAUAAGGAUGCGUAUAAGGGACACAUGUUCCUUGAACAUUUUUAAUUAAUUUUCGGUAAAUAAUAUAACCCCAGAGUUAUGAGAAAUACUCCCGAGCAACUUGUGUAUAUACGUAUGUAUAAUGUACGUAAACACGAAAUUGUGCAUGUGUGCAUUCAGUGGAGUAGCUAAAUUCUAAUCGCUUUGCGGUGAUUUUGUAGGCACGUAACAUAUCUAUAGUAGAAAAUCUUUGAUCAUAAACGAUUCGAAACAUGAGCCACUACAUAGAUUUUUAUCGUAUUUUCGUCCCGAUCUACUGACAUGGUUAUUUCAAGUGGUAGUGAUUUUUUACAAUCAUCUUGUAUGAUUAUUUCAACAGGUUAACGGGUUUUUGUUAAAACAACAUUACUGUUAUAUUACUAUCAGUUUAACUAAAAAGACGAUAAUUAUGUCAUUUCGUUGUAAAAAUGAUGCCAAUUAAGAGAAUUGAUGUACCUAGUGGCUUAGGUUUUGAAUCAUCGAGAUUGGAUUAGGUCCAACUAGGGUUGCCAACAUUUUUUCACAAAGAUAUAGUAGUUUUCAGAUUUAGCUAUAAAAAUAUAGUACGCUCAAAUAAAAUAUAGUGUAUGGCAAAAUAUCAAAGUUUAUUAAAAAAAAAAACAAUAUUUAUUUACUCUUGUUGUAUAUUUCAAAAUUUAUUUGUCAGAAAUAAGAGUCGUAUUGUUUUUCAUCAUCAUCAUCUGUUUUUAAAAUUUUUGAAAACAAAAUUGCAUCUUUCGAAAACAUAGAGAUUUAAAAUGAAUGUUAUUUUCGUUCAUAGAGAUUUAAAAUGAAUGUUGAGGAUUUAGUAUUUUUGCGUACUAUAUAUUUUUUCAAGAGUAAGUAUAUAGUACGCAGACCCGAAAUUUAGUACAAUACUAUAUAAUAUAGAACGAUUGGCAACCCUAGGUCCAACGCUGUGGUACAAUUUUAGGCAACCUUACCAUGCACAUUGACAAUAGAUAGGUAUUAUUGAGUUUUAACAUAACGGAUAACCUUAGACUUCAGUAUUGUACAGUCUGGCCAGAAAUAUAAAAAAAAACCUAGAAUGGUAUAGCGUCACAAGUAUUUUAGCAGACCGAGUAUAGUAUUCUAAUGGAAGAAAUUAGUUCCUUUUUUCUCCGCAACAUGGCGAGGUUUUGUUAUUUUUCUUGUCAGGCUACAAUUUCAGUAGCGUUGUUUGUUGUACUUUGAAUUUUUUAUCAUACUACGUCAUGAUCAUCACAUCAGCCGAUGGACGUCCACUGCAGGACAUAUGCCUUUUGUAGGGACUUUUAAACAUCACGAUACUGAGCCGCCUGCAUGCAGCGAAUCCCUGCGACUCGCUUGAUGUCGUCAGUCCAUCUGGUGGGGAUCUACCAAUACUGCGCUUUCUGCCCCCCCCUCCCCCCUCCCCUCCCCCUCCAGCCAAGUGGCACGUCGAUUCUCUUUCUACGAUCGCUAACACUUGUUCAAGUCACGUGAUCAAGAUCUGUCAUUCCUAUACAUUUUUCUAGUUUUCGAAGCGAUCAUAGAAAGAGACUACCACCGAGACACCUAGGGAACCCAACGUCCAUUGGCUUUAUCGGUUUAUCCCAAAAUUUAUUGUGAAAAUAUUUAUUGCAUUUAUUUAAAAUUUUUGUAUUUUUACGCAAACAUUAAUGAUUAGCUAAUUUAGGUAUCUAGUUGGUCGUCUUUGUCGAUAGAUUUCACGAAAUAAAUGUUUUAAAAUUGUU